AUGUGCCGCACAAUCGCUGAGCCAUUCCUUUACUCAAAAAUUCGAAUGAUUUGGCCAGAAGCUCAGCCUGAUCCUCCUCCCCCAAUCACUCAACUCUUACGGACACUCGUAUCCAGGCCUCAGCUGGCUGCUUACAUUACAAACGUUCACCUUGACGGCAAGCUCUAUUAUCUCCAUAAUUUUCGAUUCAGAUUUCCUAAACUUCCCGUCUCCGGCGCUGAACUUGAAGAACUGGUGGCAUUCAUCCACGGGACUGGAGUCCCCUAUAGCGACCUUUGGAUACAGGAAUUGCGCCAAGGUACACCGGAUGCUUUUGUUGCUCUCCUAUUAGCACAGCUCUCGAAUGUGAGAUAUCUGUACCUUGCCCGCGAGUUCACUCGACAGACUGCAAUUGUCGGUAUGGUUCUCCGAUCAGCGAUCUGUGAGCCCGUGGAUUAUGGCCUGCCCGACUUUCGGCAUCUCCGAGAUGUCUCUUUCCUCCAACCCGACGGUAAGGAUGAUGCACGCGAUAAGAAAGUCAAAAAUACACGAGAUAUCUUGCCAUUCUUUUAUCUACCGAGUGUCCAACGCAUGUCAGCUUCGAUUGAGAACCCAGUUGAAUUUAUAUGGCCUGCAGCACACUUACCUGUCCCAUCGAAGCUCACGUUACUUGAGUUGACCGUUGUCCGGGAGGCGUAUCUUGGUGAACUGCUUGCAGUCACCCGGAAUCUUGAAACCCUUCGCUGGCAUUGGUAUUAUGAUUUUGGUGUUCGGGAUAGGGUCGUUACGCCUAUCGUUGAUCUUGACCAGAUUGUAGCUGCGAUAUCUCAUGCUCGUGGUACUCUGACGGAUUUGAGCCUCUCAGCCAAGUGCGACUUAGGAGGCAAUGACCAACUUCUUCCUGGCAUAAAGACAGAGGGCUCGUUCCAAGGGAUGGUCAAUUUUGACAUGCUUAGGAGACUUCAAGUCCCCUGGCCAUUCCUGGUGGGGUUCGCGCUGGACAUGACGAAACGAUUGCAGGAUGUGAUUCCAAGGAAUAUCGAAUUUCUAACCAUCACGGACGACUUGAGGCCACAGAAUGAUUGUAGAAUGGUAGACGAAUGGCCUGAAUGGGAGUGGACGAAUGGCGACAUUCUAGGCUUGCUUCAAUCAUGGCUAAAGGAUUGGACGGCAUGCACGCCGCAUCUUCGCGGAAUUACUCUGCUACUAAGCUGGAUAUGUGAUUACGAUGAAUGGUCCCCUAGGAUGAGGGACCAGCUCAGGGAGCUAGGUGCUCACGCUGGAGUUCAACUCGAGCUAAUCGAGUUGGAUGUUGAACUUUUCUAA
This is a messenger RNA of Aspergillus viridinutans, 1305 nucleotides long. RefSeq lists its product as uncharacterized. Bases 1 to 1305 code for a protein of 434 amino acids. The record is from RefSeq and is a predicted model, not a curated record. The transcript has a single exon. Lineage: Eukaryota; Fungi; Ascomycota; Eurotiomycetes; Eurotiales; Aspergillaceae.